AUGGGUGAAGGCUUCCGAUCGGUUGCCUACUUUGUCAACUGGGCCAUCUACGCUCGCAAGCACCGCCCGCAGGACCUGCCCGUCGAGAACCUGACGCAUGUGCUCUACGCGUUUGCCAAUGUGCGCGAGAGCGGCGAAGUGUUCCUCACCGACACGUGGGCCGACACCGACAUCCACUGGGAGGGCGACUCGUGGAACGACCCCGGCACCAACCUGUACGGGUGCCUCAAGCAGCUGAACCUGCUCAAGCGGCGCAACCGCAACCUCAAGGUGCUGCUGUCCAUCGGCGGCUGGACGUACAGCGCCAACUUCAAGGGCCCCGCGGGCCGCGCCGAGGGCCGCGCCGCGUUUGCCAGCUCGAGCGUCGCGCUGCUCAAGGACCUCGGCUUCGACGGGCUCGACAUUGACUGGGAGUACCCGCAGAACGCCGACGAGGCGCGCGACUUUGUCGAGCUGCUGGCCGCCGUCCGCGGGGAGCUCGACGCGUACGCGCAGCGGCUGGGCGGCGAUGCGCGCUUCGAGCUGACGGUGGCGUGCCCCGCGGGCCCGCAAAACUACGAGCGCCUCGACGUGCCGGGCAUGGACCGGCACCUCGACUUCUGGAACCUCAUGGCGUACGACUACGCGGGCUCGUGGGACCAGGUGAGCGGGCACCAGGCGAACCUGUACGCGGACGCGGGCAACCCGGGGUGCACGCCCUUUUCGACCGCGGCGGCCGUCGACUUCUACACGGGGCGGGGCGUCGCGGCGGACAAGAUUGUGCUCGGCAUGCCGCUGUACGGGCGGGCGUUUGAGGACACGGACGGGCCGGGGCGGCCGUACCAGGGGGUCGGCGACGGCACGUGGGAGCGCGGCGUCUACGACUACAAGGCGCUGCCGCUCGAGGGGGCGAGCGAGGCCUACGACGAGGCGGCGGCGGCGAGCUACUGCUACGGCGGGCGGACGCUCGUCAGCUACGACACGCCGCGGGCGACGCGGGCCAAGGCCGACUUCAUCAAGCAGCGGGGGCUCGGCGGGGCCAUGUGGUGGGAGAGCAGCGCGGACAAGGCGGACGAGAGCCUCAUCGGCACGGCGGUGCAGUGCCUGGGGGGGCUGCAGCGGCGGGACAAUUGCAUCACGUACCCGGACAGCAAGUACGACAACCUGAGGGGGGUUGAGUGCUAA
Messenger RNA from Purpureocillium takamizusanense, 1164 nucleotides. RefSeq names its product Chitinase. Gene Ontology annotation, biological process: chitin catabolic process; carbohydrate metabolic process. Gene Ontology annotation, molecular function: chitin binding; chitinase activity. Lineage: Eukaryota; Fungi; Ascomycota; Sordariomycetes; Hypocreales; Ophiocordycipitaceae. Gene Ontology annotation, cellular component: extracellular region. The coding region runs from base 1 to 1164 and encodes 387 amino acids. The transcript has 3 exons. The record is from RefSeq and is a predicted model, not a curated record.